GCCGCCGUCGCCCGCCGCGGCCGCCUGGGGCCCGGCGUCUCCCUCCCUCCCCCGCCGCCGCUCGUCUCUUGCCUCGCUCGUCUCGUCGCUGCGGCCUGGAGCGGGCGCCGCGAUGGCUCCGGCCGCCGACCGGGAGGGUUAUUGGGGCCCGCCGACCUCCACCUUGGAGUGGUGCGAGGAGAACUACGCCGUCUCCUACUACAUCGCCGAGUUCUGGAACACAGUGAGUAACCUGAUUUUCAUUCUACCUCCAAUCUAUGGUGCGAUUCAGACCUAUAAAGAUGGCCUUGAAAAACGGUAUUUAGCUGCAUAUUUGUGUCUCACAGCUGUGGGAUUGGGAUCUUGGUGCUUCCACAUGACCCUGAAGUAUGAAAUGCAGCUGUUGGAUGAACUGCCCAUGAUAUACAGUUGUUGUGUUUUUGUCUACUGCCUGUAUGAAUGUUUCAAGUACAAGAACACAGUCAAUUAUCCGCUGCUUUUCUUGUUAAUAACCUACAGCUUCGUAGUCAGCAUAGUUUACUUAAAUUUGAAAGAGCCUGUAUUCCAUCAGAUCAUGUAUGGAACGCUAGUUUCCAUUAUAGUUCUACGGUCUGUAUAUAUAGUAUUAUGGGUAUACCCAUGGCUUAGAGGUCUGGGCUAUACAUCUUUAACUGUAUUCUUAAUGGGAUUUUUUCUCUGGAAUGUGGACAACAUUUUCUGUGAUAAAUUGAGGGCACUACGAGAGAAGAUGCCGCCUGUUGUGGGAGCCGUGACACAGUUUCAUGCUUGGUGGCAUAUACUUACAGGCCUGGGCUCUUACCUUCAUAUCCUUCUGAGUUUAUACACAAGGACACUCUUUCUGAAACACAGGCCAAAGGUGAAGUUUGUUUUUGGAAUAUGGCCUGUCCUUCUUGUGGAGCCGCCCAAGAAGCUUUGACUGAGAUCUAGGCAGUUGCAUUCAACCACCUAGCCUGGCUGAAUAAAGAGAUUCAACAGUUACUACAGCUGAGGUGUCAAAAUUAUGGAUCAAUUCAAGUACCACUGCUAUAAAAGGACUUCUCUGUGUUAAUUAGCCUCCCAGCCAGACCAGAGUGAAGAGUCAACACAUUAGGGAAAUAACAUUUAGUAUGGUUUUAUUCUAAGUUGUUAAAAAAAAAAAAAGAUUAAGACACAAUAUUUUUAUGUAUAUAUUGUAUAGCUGAUGAUACUGAGCUAAUAUUUCGUGCUGGUCACAGAAAACUAACCGUUUUUGAAGUGGAUUGCGUACAUUUUUCAUUCAGUUGUUGUUCUUUCUGUGGUUUAAGCUAAUAUUAGUAACUGAAUGGUAAAAAAUGGGCCAUUGCUGGCCAAGCUAAGCAUCUGUGUGGCCUAUAGUGAACUGAAUGCUUAAUCUGAACUACUUUAAUCUUGCACUUUUAUACAAUUAAUGAAGUAUGUAAUGAUUUAGGGCUUUAUUCUGUCUUGCUUCUCUACAGCCUCAUUUGCAAUUUAUAUUUUAAGCAAAAUGGUUGGGAUACAUAGUGCCAUUUAUUUUAUUUUGCACCAGGUUUCCAUUAUCUCUGUAGUCCAACUGAGAUAAAUCGUGGAGGAUGUACCAGGGUGUGAUCAGGAGAAGAUACUUAAGAUGUUGAAACCCUUAAAAGGGUUCUUGUUUUGUAUGUGGAACCUGAAUUCCUAAUUUUUGACCAGUAGUGAUCUAUCAGGAGACUGCAGGGUCCUUUGGGUGACUCUAUAACCACAACACUUUUGUUUCUUAUAAUUAUUACUUACAUGCCUCCCAUUUUCUCUCCUCAUAUCCCAUUCCUACUACAGAUUCACAACCACUUUAGAAAUAUGGUAGUGCAGCUUUGAAUUCAUGUCUUUCCCUUAUUUUGCAAGUCUUU
Molecule: messenger RNA, 1862 nt
Organism: Dromaius novaehollandiae (emu)
Lineage: Eukaryota; Metazoa; Chordata; Aves; Casuariiformes; Dromaiidae
Gene: ACER3
Product: alkaline ceramidase 3
Exons: 11
Coding region: 113-916 (267 amino acids)
Biological process (GO): ceramide metabolic process; phytosphingosine biosynthetic process
Cellular component (GO): endoplasmic reticulum membrane
Source: RefSeq, a predicted model, not a curated record